CCUCCUCUUCCUCUCCGCAGAGCCGCUGAUCCAGUUCGCACCUGCGGCCUGAGUCUACCUGUGGAUCCGGCAGCAGCGGCAGCGGCAGCAUGGGGGUCUCCGCGUCCAGCCUGCUGGAUGAAGCCAAGUCCGACUACAUCAGAGGCCAGGCGCAGGCCGAGCUGAACGACUUCGGUCCGUACUACAGGAAGCAGUUCUCGGUGGCCCGGUUCGCCCAGGUGGAGGACGAACUGGAACAGAACCAACAGCAGAUCACUCAGCUGCUCAAGCAGAAGGAGGCGCCAGAGGAAGCCAUCGUCCUCUACGAAGACGCCGUGUGGUACUUUGAUGAAAACAGGAAGUGGAGGGAGCGGUACGUUGUGGUGAGAGCGAACUACUGCCUGGAGUGUCAUGAAAGCCUGCAGUCUUAUGUUAAAGGAGUCAACGCAUUUUACAAGCUGCUGCCUACAGGGGGCACUGUUCUGACCACAGAGGAGACGUACAUGGAGAUGGUGGACAAAUGCUACCCUGAUGACAGCAACCCUGUGAAAUCUAUCCCGGCUCUAAUUGACUGUGUCAACAAAUUUGACGUGAAGGAGGAAUUCGCUCCUCCUCUGUCGGGGAUGCCGGGGCAGUUCCCGGUCUACCUGCGCCUGCCCUACAGGAGGGAUUCCUACUUCUGCUUCAAGCAGGAGGCCAAGCAGGCCGCCUUCAUCUCCUUCCUGUCGGACUGCAUCAAGCACCAGAACCAAGACUUCCAGAAGAAGAAGACGUGUGAAGUCCAGGCGUUCCUGAAGGCCAUCCAGCUGCUCCGCCAGGACCGGGGCCAGUACGAGGCCUGGGGCAUGCUGAUCGGCAGCGACGUGCGGGUGAUGGCCAACCUGGUGAUGGAGAAGCUGCUGCCGUCGCUGGGGAAGGACCUGCUGCCUCGCCUCAAAGCCAGGAAGACUGACAGGAAGAAGGCUUGGUUCAUCACGAUGGAGGCGGCCUACAUCCUGGUCCAGGAGCAUCUGCUGGAGGGCCUGACGGCUCUGAAGGAGGAGUGCAAGGUGUCCGUCCGGCAGCAGGAGGUUCUGAUGGACAUGGACCAGAUCCUCAACGCCAGGCGGCAGCUGGAGGAGAAGAUCCGAGCCAAGGUCUCUGCGCCGGCGGAGCAGCUGUGCUCCGAGUCCGUCCAGCCCUACCUGGGCUCGGUUCUGGAGGAGCUGAUGGAGCCGAUCAGCUCCGGCUUCAUGGACGGCCGGCAGCUGAUGGAGACCAAGAUGGACGAGGUGUGCCAGGCCGUCCUGCAGGGAGCAGACAACGACAACCUGAAACAGGCUUUGGGUGAGAUGGCGAGACCGAACCUGCUGGACUGCUGCCUGAAGAUCAGCUCCCUGCAGGACAAACUGAAGCACCUGCAGGAGCGCUUUGGGUUCAGCACCAUGACGGCGGUGACCCACGGCGCUCAGAUCGACCUGCAGCAGCUGAUGGAGAACGCGGCGUACACCCUGGAGCUGAUGCUGCAGAAAGCCAUGGAGGACAACCCGGAGACGGCCGGCGCCGUCAUGGACAAGGCCAAGCACAGGAUCCUGAAGCAAUUCGACUACGACAGCAGCACAGUGAGGAAGAGGAUCUUCCAGGAAGCCCUGGUCUCCAUCAUGCUGCCCUUCAUCAAGAAGAACCUGGUCGACUCCUGCAAACCUGAGCUCCAGGGUCUGGAACAGACCAUCUACACUGACUACGCCAACUUCAUCCACGUGGAGAACGUCUAUGAGAACAUCCUCCUGCAAAUCCUGGACAAGGAGGUCUCUAAGGUGGUGAAGGAAGCCGCCAGCCUGCAUAAACACAACCUGUUCCAAGAGAGCAGCCGCGCCAGCCUGUCCUCCGUCUCCACGCCCAGCAGCCCUGCCCCGGCUUUGGCCUCCUCCGUCAGAUUCCCGUCCCAGACUCCUCCGUCUCCCCUGGCCACCAACGGGCUGCCCCCCAGUCCCACAAAGGGGGCGGAGCCAAAGAGGGAGAAAGUAGGAGAAGAAGUCCUGCAGGCAGCAGAUUGGCCGGACGCAAAGCUGCCAGCAGGCGAAGGAACCCAAAACAACCGAACGUUGAAGAUAGAAGGGAUCAGCUCAGCAGACCCAAAACCUCCGUCAGCCGAGACUCUGGACCCAUCAGAACCACAGAUCCAGGAAAAUCUCUCCGUCCAAGCAGAAGAACCCAGAACCCAGAGAACAGACCAACAAGAGGCAGAAACCACUUCAUCAGAACCUCCAGCUGUUUCUCCAGAACCUCCUGCUGACCCUCCAGAAGUUCCAACUGCUGCAGAACCUCCAGCUCCAGAACCUUCUUCUCCAGAACCUCUGGCAACUGUAGAGCCUCCAGCUCCAGAACCUUCUUCUCCAGAACCUCUGGCAACUGUAGAGCCUCCAGCUCCAGAACCUUCUUCUCCAGAACCUCUGGCAACUGUAGAGCCUCCAGCUCCAGAACCUUCUUCUCCAGAACCUCUGGCAACUGUAGAGCCUCCAGCUCCAGAACCUUCCGUUGUUUCAGAAGCUCCAACUCUGGACCAAACCGAUGAACCCGUGAAUCUUCCAGCAGAAGAACCCGGAUCCCAGGCUGCAGCCGCCAGCCAGCAGCCAUCAGCCAUGCUAGCGGCUCCCCCUGGUGGUGAAGAAGCAGAAGACGUCGGCCUGAAGCUGCAGCUGAAGACGGAGGACGCAGAAGGAGGAACCGCCUCGGAUCCCAACUCCCUGGCUGUCUCAGUGGGAAGUGACUCUCCACGGUCCGACCCGGAGUCCACAGGAGGAAUCUCAGGAACCUCGGAGCUCCUGGAGGUCCAGUCAGCGCUGAGCCCAGAGGAGACAUCCGAGGACCAAACCUCAGCGGGAGAACCGUCCAUCGAGGCUCAGACCGGAGAAGUGGAGGCCGGAGCCGGAGCCACGGCGGAGAGUCCAGCAGAACCGGACGGUGCUGCGUUCUCCCCGCCGGCCGGGAACGGUCCCGGCGAGCCCGACGUCCAGCCGCCGGACUGCGUGAAGGAGAUCCGCAACCUGGUGGUGGAGGUGAUCGAGGUGGAGGAGCCGAUGGAUCGCUUUCCCAAAGAGGACUGAACUGAUGGUGGGGGGAUCCAGAACCAGAACCAGAACCGUCUUAAACUCCUGCAUGAAGAUAUAAUAACUUAUUUGAACAAAUCAUUUAUCAGGUUUUAGCUGGAAGCUACUUUAGGAACUUUUGGAUUUUUUAUGCUGGAAGCUUUUCCAAACUGUUUGGCUUCAUCAAACAGAAUUCUGCAGAACUUCACCGGGUUCCUGCCGGUGAAGUUCUGCAGGAACCCGGUGAUUCUUUUCUAUCCGACCGGGUCCGGAACUCCAGGAUACGACGGCAUUGAUAGAAAAAAAGAAGAAGGGAAAAAAAGCUAAUUUCCAUGAAAAAAAUCUCAGAAACGUUCAA
This is a messenger RNA of Xiphophorus hellerii (green swordtail), 3405 nucleotides long. RefSeq names its product niban apoptosis regulator 1a (gene niban1a). Lineage: Eukaryota; Metazoa; Chordata; Actinopteri; Cyprinodontiformes; Poeciliidae. The transcript has 15 exons. Bases 90 to 3065 code for a protein of 991 amino acids. The record is from RefSeq and is a predicted model, not a curated record.